AUGCGGUCACGGGUGGCUGUGUCACUGAGUUAUAUCAGCCUCUUGUGUAUGCUGGAGAUGCCAAACUCAUUGCCUCUGCCCUCACCAAACAUCUUGCUGCUUCCAACUCCCAGGUAAAUAUACCAGCUUUACACUUGUGUUACAGGUCUAUGAUAUAUUAUACAUCUACAUUCAUCUUUAAUUAUAUACACUGUAAAUAAGGAUACUACAUAUCUCUCUUUAAGAACUGUUUAUAUAAAUAUAUAUACACACACACACACACACACACACACACACUCGGAAUAAUAAACUAUAUAAAUUUCUCUCCUCUCCACUGUUAGUCUCCUUUCCCAUGUAGUCCCCCCAGCUAUCCCCUCCCCUGUGCUGUCACUCCUUUACUCCGUACGUGAAUUUUAGCAUGCUUGUAUUUAAAAAAUUGUAUAUCGACCCUAAUCUGGUCUCUCCCCCUUCACACUCAUGUUCCAAUGUCAUAUGACUAGCCUUCCUGCUCUUUCCAUAUGGAGCAUCUGCAGUCUGCACAGUCUGAUGCAACACUGAUGCAAUGUUAAAUCUUCAUGUUUGAAAGUCACACAUAUAUAAAGGGUGUGGUCACAUGACCCAGUGACAAACCAUAUUGCCACCUUAAUUUUCCUAUACUCUUUGUAACACGAUAGUUUGAUGGUUACAGUGUUUCAGUACUUCAUUCAUAUAGGAGUUUAUUCACUAAACAGCAACUGGAGGGCAGCAGAUAUAGGAUAUUGGCUCCUGAUUUUAAAGUCACCCGUUAAAUCGUACACUGUGUUCAGAGAAUAAGCCCCAUUAACAGGUCAAUUCACUAAAGUGAAAAUGCGAAGUGAAUUUCAAAUUCAAGGUGAAAAUAUCCAAACAGGAAAAAUUCCCAUUCGUUCAGCAAUGCCUCCAGUAAAUUUGAAAUUCGUUUUUAAUUCUCACCUUAGUAGAUAAUCUUCUAAGUAUAACAUUUGUAUCCAAAACAGAAGUAUUUGAUUAAACCGUUUUGAUGGCUCAGAGCGCAGACACACACAUCCACCCAUUGACAGACACACAAACACUGAGAGGCAUACACAAUCACUCAGACAUACACACAUACACACACACAUUCACUGACACACACACACACACACACUGACAGACACACACUGACAGACACACACACACACACACACUCACUCACAGAUACACACUGACAGACACACACAAACACACACACACACACUGACAGACACACAAGCUCCCUCACAGAAACACACUGACAGACAUACACACACACACACACACACUCACUCACAGACACACACUGACAGACACAGACAAUCACUCAGACACACACUGACAUACAUAAACUUACUCACUCAUAACACACUCACUCACAGACACACACAUUCACUGACAGACACACACUCGCAGACACACAUUCACUGACAGACACACACACUCAGAGACACACACUGACAGAUAUUUACACACAGACUCACUGACAGACAGAAACACUGACAGACACACACUCAUUCACUCACACAUUCACUGACAGACACACAUACUCACAGGCACACACUGACAGAUAUACACACACAGACUCACUGACAGACACACACACACACUCACUCAUUCCUACAUUCACUGACAGACACAAACACACACACACUCUGACAUAUAUACACACACACACACACAUACAUCCCCCAACACUCAGAUUAUUUUUUUAUUCUAAUUUAAAUUCUCCCAGCCUCCCUACAUUUGGAAGAGCUGGGUGGAUUUUUUACCUGGGGUCAAGUGGGGCUGCUGGCAGGGCUGUUUAGGCAGGCGUGCAGGCAGGCAUGUGACCAGUUGAGGUCCAGGCGGGCGGUGAGGGAGCGCUGAUUUGUGAGCUCUCCGCGCCGCAAAGUGAUGCAGGGAGCUGGAAUUUGACAUCAGAUUUCGGCUGACGGCAUCAGUCUGUGGAAUACAAGGUAGCUGAGCAGGGAGAGCUCACAAAUCAGCGAUCCCUCGCCGCCCACCUGUUGCUCAAAUACAUGCCUGCCCCAAGGCAUUGUCUGAGCAAAAACCAAACACAGCGUUUUUUGCCGCCACCUGGAAAGUGCUACCCAAGGCAAAUGCAGCGCUGAGUGGUGUUACUUAGUACAGUAUUGGGUUCAGCCAUAAUUCACCAGCCCUGUCUGUAAUGUAAUACACUACCACAUAUUUGUAUGUAAUUGAAACUUAAAUUUCCACUUUAUUAAGAAUGGUUAUUUAUUUAUUAAUUUAUUAAAGUUUUUAUUUUUAUUGUGCAUAGAAUUACAUAUAAGCUUGAAUGACCAUGACAGUUCAGACAAGCAUCAGAGUUGCAAACGUCACAAUACUGUGACAUGUCAAGUAGAGUAUCUGCACAUUUUUUAAUGAACGUACGAUCAGGCUACUCAGUCAUGUCUAACUACGAGAAGUGAGAAGGUCAAAUAUAAGCUAGCAUAAGAUAUUUAACUAGAAAUGUGUACAGUUAGUUUUAUGACUUAUUUAGCUACUCAGACAUGGAGAUGCGAGUAAGUAUUAAUUGUUGACAUGCUAAUAAACUGUGACAGGCUGAUAUUCCAUUGGGUACCACACACUUAUAGAUACAAUUAAGAGAAAAAAUUAAGAGAACAGGAUUGAACUCCCUGCAUCCUAAACUCCUCGCAGUAAGUAAACCACUGAAAGUGAUGUAUAAGGGAAAGAUCUCUGCAUAAGGUAGAUAACUUAGAUCGGCAGUGUAGAGAGAACAACAAUAAGAAGGGCUAGCCAGCUGAACAUAAAUUUAACUUUAAAUACAACCAGAGCCUGCAUAUGAGAGCUUGUCAGUAUGUCCACUGGGCACAAGACACAAGAUAGAGUAGGUAUUUGAGUAGACAGGGUAAUUUGGUAGACAGGGUAAUGUGCCAUAAAGCGGUUCCCCCAUGCUCCAUGCUGAUCAUGUUGUGCCAUCUCUUCCUGCUUCAUGUAUGGCUGCGUUGUUCGCCUCUCCCAGUCUUGAGCUCGGAGUGGAGUAGUGGGUGGUCGGCUGGAGCCCGGCCCUGAGGACCAAGAGUUGGAUGUGUGUCUCAUGCGUUCCCAGCUUGGUAGAAGAGCAGCAAAUUAAGACCAUGGUUUAAGCCGGUGAUGGCCCGGUGCCUGUGGACCUCUUUCCAGGGUGUAGCGCUACCAUGUGGGGUGCCAUGUCACCUGGCUCGAGGCUCGGGUAGGUAAAACCAGGUAGCUGGUUACAGGUGUUACUGGGGCCAGGAGUUUACUCAGUCCCCCCUUUUUUUUUUCAGUGAGGGGUUUCUCUGGUGCCGCCUGGUGGCGAAUCAGUGCGGGGCCAUUUUAUAUUUGGGGCAUUGUGGUAUGCCUUGCAGGCAUCAUUGAAGACCGCUUAGGUAUCCUCCAGUGAAGACCGGGAUAACCCCCCCUGGUCCAAAAGGGGGGGUGGGGAAGGGGCCUGUGAGAUGUGUCACAGAGCAGACGUGUGGCAGCCAGGUAAGUGAGCAGGGUGGCGGCUGUCCGUCCCAUUUCUUUACGAAGAAGGCCGCAAGCUCCAAAGCCUUGUCCAGCCAGUGGGGCCCCAAAACUCCGGAUCUCUUGUACCAACGUCAGCUCGAGCACAGUGUUUUUCCCCUCCGGCUCGAAUUAAGGCUGUGAACCUAGAUUAUCGGUCAAAAAGGCCAAUUUCUGCAGGAGCCUCUCCCGCAUGCGACCGGUCAGCAUGGCGGGCAGGCCCCACCCCCCCAUGAAUGGUUAUUUAAGUGAGUGUGUUGCAGCUUCCGGCCUUGCCAUAGGUGCUUUUUAUAUGGCAUCCAAAGAGAACAAUAAGUAUAGAGAACAGGAUAGCUAAAGGGUAGAUCCACAGCUGUUGUAGAUCUGCAGUUCCCAUGAUGCUUUGACAGAUAUUGCCUUUUCUUGUCACCAUCAGGGUUAUUCACUAAAGGGAGAAUUCAAAGUGCAUUUCAAAUUAGCUAAAUUAAUCAAACUAGUCGAAAUGGAAAAACUCUCUGUGCUUUCAGUUCAGAUACUCCGGCAUCAAAAUUGGAGUUCUCUCUUUAGUAAAUAACUUUGAAUAUCCUAGAAGUGGGAAAAUUGUAAUUUCAGCAGCAUCUCAUUAACAUAUAAAGUCAUGUGGAAAAGAAAAUAAACCCUCUUUGAAAUCUAUGGUUUUACGUAUCAGUACAUUAUAACUAUCAUCUGUUCCUUAGCAGGUCUUAAAAUUAGGUACAUACAUUCUAAGAUGAACAAUAUUAUUACACUGUGUCAUGAUUUAUUUAACAAAAAUAAAGCCAAAUGAAGAAGCCAUGUGUUAAAAACUAAGUACACCCUUACUGAUUCCAUAGGAACUAAAAGGCUAAGUAUCAGACCAAUACAGCUGAAUGUUUGAGUAGAUUUCUGGUCUGAAGCAUUCAAGUGUGUGGUAACAUAAUGCCAAGGAGGAAAAACAUCAUCAAUGAGCUUAGAGAAGCAAAUGUUGCUGCCCAUCAAACUGAGAAGGGUUAUAAGGCCAUUUCCAAACAAUUUAAAGGCCACCAUUCUACAGUGAGAAAGAUUAUUAAAAGUGGAAAACAUUCAAGACAACUGGUGGUCUUCCCAGGAAUGGAUGUCCCAGCAAAUUCAACCUAAGGUCGGUCAGACCAUGCAGUGCUCAAAGAAAUGUAAAAAAAACCCCAAGAGUUACAUCUCAGAGUCUACAGGCCUCAUUUAGCAUGUUAAAUGUUACAGUUCAUGACAGUACAAUUAGAAAAAGACUGAAUAAGUAUGGUUAGUUUAGAAGGUUUGCCAGGAGAACCGUUAAAACCUAUAAUCUAUAAAAAGAACAUGGCAGCAUGGCUUAGAUUUGCAAAGUUGCAUCUGAACAAACCACAGGAUUUCUGGAACAAUGUGCCUUUGACAGAUGAGACCAAAGUGGAGAUGUUUGGCCAUAAUGCACAGCUCCAUUUUUGGCAAAAACCAAACACAGCAUUUCAGCACAAACACCUCACAACAACAAUCAAGCACAGGGGUGGAGGGGUGAAGACUCUGGCUUGCAGACACAAGGCCUGGGAACCUUGCCAUCAUUAAGUCAACCAUGAACUGCUAUUUAUAUUAAAGUAUUCUAGAGUCAAACGUGAGACCAUCUGUCCAACAGCUAAAGCUUGGCUGAAAUUGGAUCAUGCAACAGGACAAUGAUUCCAUGCACACUAGGAAAUCUAUAGUAGAAUGGCUGAAAAAGAACACAAUUAAGGUGUUGUAAUGGCCCAGUCAGAGUCCAGACCUCAACCCAAUGGAAAUGCCAUGUCGGGACAUUAAAAGAUCUGUGCGUAAACAAAUGUCAGCAAACCUCGAUGAACUGAAGCAACGUUGUAAAGAAGAGUGGGCCAAAAUUCCUCCACAAUGGUGUGAGAGUAAUAAAGGUAUACAGACAACUAUUACUUCAAGUUAUUGCUGCUAAAGGUGGUUCUAAAAGCUAUUGAAACAUAAUGUAGUUUUUCCCACAUGGCAUCUCCAUUUUAGCUUUAUUUUUGUUAAAUAAUAUGUAAUAUGUCAUGUGUUGUUGUUAAUUAGAGGUUGUAUUUACCUAAUUUUAAGAUCUACUAAGGAACAGAUGAUUAUUAUGUUAUGAUAUGUAAAACCACAUAAUUCAAAGAGGGCAUACUUUCUCUUUUGCAUUACAAUUCCAUCCUUAUGCACAAACAAAAAUUAGAAUAUUAAACUAUAAUAAUAUAUUUGUAUCACAUAAAUAGUGAAUACAUACUUGCUUACACUCAAGCAUACAUUGGAGCAUCUCAGGAAGCCUUUUGAACACUAGAUUAUAUUUCAAUUGAUUUACAUUUUGUUUUUUGUUUUUAUUUUAAAUAUAUGUAUAAAUAAAUUGAUCCAAUUAGAUUUUUAAUCCUACUUCAUUUGCCUCCUGUAAAUAAGGGUUAUCCCCUUAUAGAGGGUUAACACCCUUGAUACCUAGAGCCAGGUUUUCCUUAUUGGCUCUUCCUAAAGUGAGCAGUAUGGUACUGAUCUAUCCACCAUUUGUUUCCUACAAUACUACCCUAGAUAUCUCUUUCUGUGAUUUAUUUUUAGUUUAAUAAGUAGAACCAAGAAGAGAAAAACGCACCAAAGUGCUUGUGAUUUGAGCCAGUCGCUACAUUUGGCUCUAUUUUUGUGAGUUUGUUUAAUUAUAUUUUUUAUUACCAAUGAUUAUUGUACAUACUACACCAUUAGAUUUUUUUCUCUCCUAUGUUAAGUACGGGACUGUUUCUUACUGCAGUUCUUUACUAGGGGUAAGUGUGUUUUAAUCAGUGCUCCACUUAGGAGAUUUUUGGUGUAUUUCACCUUCUUACGUCCUUACUGUGUUUAUAUUUGGGUGGACAGGAGAUAUUUCCAUAUCAGUUUGGUAGCUGCUAUACGAUUGACAUUUCUGAUAUUUGUUUAAGCACCUAUUAUGUACACAGAGCACUUUUAUAUACCUUCAUACAUACAUAUAUAUAUAAAUAUAUUCACUCUCAUACAUGCAUAAAUACACUUAAGUGACUUACAUUCAUUUAUACAUAGCAACACUCAGUGGCAUACAUGAAUAUGUGCACCCACUGAUCCCAAUAUAUACAUAUACAUCCGCAUAUAUUUUUAGAUUGCGCCUACACAUUCUGCAUUGUGGUACAAUACUUAAGUAAGACUUUCAUUUAAUUUAACAACACACAUAUGACAUACAGGAACAGUAGGUGAAGAGCGCCCUGCUGAAACAAGCUCACAAUCUACAUGGACAAGGAGACUACACCAAUUCUCCCCCCAAUAAUGACAAACAACGAAUAUUGGAUGAAACAGGCCACAGCAUUUAUUAAACUUACAACUGUAGGACUCAUCCGAACUUUAUUCUUUUUCUAUAAUUCAAAUAUAAAUAAACACAUAAAUAUAUAUAUACAUAAAAUAAUUAACAUUUAAAUUACACUUAUUGCCCUACAGCCUCCAACUUAAAUAACCGUCCUUGCCAACAAACUUAACCAGGUGCCUAAGCACCAAAACUUUACCCACUGGUGUCUCGCCUCCCCCCUCGUCCAAACCAAAAAUUCCCAUCAUCUUAAAUGCUCUACCACCAGCCGGCUUUUUGCUCGGUGGGCACGUCCUAUUCGGUAACUUAAAAGUUUACCUUACAGAGCAGGGGAGGUUGAGACCCACCAUGUCCAUCUCCCGACAUUCCAUCUGCUCCCCAACCCUGUUGGCAAGGACACGCUCCCCGCUAGCAGUGACGGAACAAAAACAGAAAAUUAGGGUGGGUGGGUGGGAAGUUGUUUGCUGGCCAGAAUCCCAAAAGGCACUGAGGUAAGAUGAUCCCUGCCCCACUACAAACCCAUAACACAUAUAGCCAAUCACUAGCACCAUCCCCACACUCAUACAUGUGCCCUUGUCCGUUUAGCUGUGCUGACUCCCCAGGGCCUUGUCAACAGUAAUCAAGCCAGAAAACAAUUAGGCGAAGAAGUGAAGAAAAUAUCGGAGCACAGCAAAACAACAUUUAUGCGGGCAGUAGGUUAUGAUAGCUCCAUUGACCUUAAUUGGAAACUAAAGUCAACCAAACCACUUCAUCUCACUUAAGUGGUCUUGGUGCAGUGAUCCUGUAUUUAUAGCCCUUCAAGGUAAAAAAAAGGCUGUUCUGCAGAAAGGGCAAUGUUUACCUUGAUGGGUUAAACGGUACUCUAGUGGCUGUCAUAUUGAUAACAACUAGAGGUGAUUCCAUUGCACUCAUCGAGUGGUACUUGGUCAUGUGAAGCGGCAACUUAUAGGAAAGCACUUAAUUCAAUUCUUUCCUAUAAGAAGCAUUAGAUGCUGCACAGCACUUGUCAUUCAUAUGCUUCAGGUUCCUCGAUGCUCCUCUAUGCUGUUAACAGAUGAUUAAAAAGCUUUAUUCUAUUAAUAUUACGGCAACCAGGGGGAGCGGGGAAGUACAAUAGUUAGGGACCGCGACACACUAGUGUUCCUUUAAAGAAGCAAAGACAUGGACUUUAUUCUUGGAGUGGUUGAGUUUUAGGAAUUGUAAAGUUAUCCAGUCCGAAACAGAGGAUAUGCAGUUGGUGACAUGAUCUAGCACAGUGUUUCCCAACCCAGUCCUCAGGGACCACCAACAGUCCAGGAUUUAUGCAUUUCCUGUUUUUUUUCCAAUGGAGAUACUGACAAAACCUGGACUGUUGGUGGUCCAUGAGGACUGGGUUGGGGAACACUGAUCUAGUAGACAGAGAAUUAUCAGGGGAUUACAGGUCGAUUUUAGUAUAAUCAUCCUACAGAUGUUAGUGAAAGCCAUAGGAUGAUACAGAGGCGUAACUAGAAACCACAGGGCUCUGGUGCACAAAUUGCACUGGGACUCCCCCCCAUACAUCUCCCUCACUCCCCCCAACCCAUCCAUGUGUCGCAUUCACACACCCCAGCCCCUUGUGUGUUUCAUUCACAUCCCACAGGGUGAGUGUGGCAUGGUUGGGGGGUGGGGGGUGAGUAUGACAGAAUUGGAUGGGUUAAUGUGAUAGGGUGAGUGUGGCAGGGUGAAAGGGGGCGAGUGUGACAGAGUGAUGGAGAAUCAGUGUGACAGGAUUGGGGGGGAGUGUUACAGUGCUAGAGAAGGUGAGUCUGAUAGGGUGAAUAUUGCAGAGCGAAGGGAGGUAAGUAUUGCAUGGGUGAGUGACAUGAUUGGGAAGUUAUUGUGAGUGUGGCAAGGUGCAGAGGGGUGACAGUGCAUGUGCUGGGGUGACAGUUACACAGACACACAUGCAUAUAAACAGACAAACACACACUGACAUACAUGCAGAUACAAACCAUAUAACACAUACACAUACAUACAUGGACACACAUGCUGAUACACAGACACACAUACAUAUACAGACGCACAGAAACACACAUUGACACACAUACAAAACGCAGACACACAAACUAACACACAGGUACACAGACAUAUACAGGCACACAGAAUGACACACAUUCAUAUACACAAAAUUACACUCCUUCAGAUACAAACACUGACACACAUACAGAUACACAGACACACAUGCAGACACAGAGACACUUAAUGACAAACAUUCAGAUACACAGAAUGACACUCAUACAAAUACAAACAGUGACACACAUACAGAUACAUAGGGCAGACACUGACAUACAGAUAAACAUAUAGACACAUAUGCAGACAAACAGAUACACAUGCAGUCAAACAGAUACACAUAUAGACACACACAAAGACACACACAUACAUACACACAUACACACACGCACACACACACACACAGACAUACACAUACAUACAGACACACACACAGAUAGAUAGAUACAUUCAUACACACAUACAUACAGACACAACAUAGAGACAUACACAUACAGACACACACACACAUAUAGACACAUAGGCACAUACACACAUACAGACACACAUGCAAAAUGUUUUAGUCACUCUCCUGUUUCUCUUUUAGGUGCAGGAAGGUGGCUUUCCCUGGGGUCCAGUGGCUGACUCCAGCUGAUUGUGAGUCCCACUCUGACUCCCUCCUCUCCUUCUCCUCCCGUGCGGCUCGGUGGUUGCCGGGAGGAAGUGAUCAGGACAGUCAGUUCCUCCCAGCAUCUGACAUCAUCAGAACAGCGCGACCGGGCCCCCUGGAAAUACAUUGCCAUAGGGUGGCCCUAACAGCAUGAGCCACCCAAUGGGCCGGGGCUACAUUUCAUGGUUGGCAAGCACCCUGGUUGCAGGGAUCCACAGGGUGGCCGGGCCACCUGGAAUUACGGGUCCGAUCACAGCUGCCACCCCUGCGACCGCGGUAGUUUCACCACUGAGAUGACAGGUCACCAAGAGAGGCUGUGUCAGUAGAGAAAAGGUCCAAUGAAGGAUUGGUGAGAGAGGUAGGAAGAGAAUUAGGAAAGAGCAUUGUUACCAAGGCCGAGGUUGCAAAAGUUGAGAAGCAAAAGUGGGUGGUCAACAGUGUCGAAAGUGGCAGAAAUAUCAAAAAUAAGUAGCAAAACACAAGUCUCACACAUUCAUACUUUCAUAUACAGUUAAGAUAAGAUGCCUUUUUUCCCAGCUAGCUGUAUAUGGUGAGGACAUUUUAUAACAGGAUUUACUGUAAGCUUAUUUAUUCAGAUUUAUUAUAUUACAGGGAAAUAUUUAAGCAAUAAAUACAUUUUAAUAACUGGAUGCAAGCAUGAGCCAGAAUGUUUCCUUUCUCUUUUCUAAAGUGGAUUCUGAGUCAUUUGGUUCAGAUUUAGUAACUGUAGUGUAUAAUUGUCAAUACUACUAUCUAAGGGUUUCCUGUUUUGCAUUGUACUCUGCUGUCUCUUUGUCCCAGUAUCUCACCCUCAUCCAGGUGCUAUUUAUAUGAGAUAAGAGAUAGUGAAGUGCAAAUCGGUAUGGUGUAAUUUUAUAGCGGGCUAUUAGGCCAAAGGGAUUCUCCCUGCUUUAAAAAAAUCAGGAAGAAGAAAGGUAACAAAAUUCCAAUAUCUUUUUUCAGACUUUGAAAUCCGCCUAUUUAGUGCACUGGGAUUUACACAAUAGAAGGCUUUGUGAACUUUACACACAAUUUAAAUGUGGUAUUAAAGUCCUUAUGGACUUAUUCCUGCAACUAAUCAUUUCUUUUUUUGAGCCAAACAUCUCUCCUGUUGGCAUCAUAAUGAGGGGCACCAAUGUAGCAUUGUUACUAUGCCAUGUAAGACGUGGCUGCUAGGGCAUACUUUCUGGGUAAACUGGGCUAAUAGCAUACUUGUUGGGCAUAAAAGAGAUCUCUUGCUGACAAUUAAUUUAAUGGCAUCGUACAUUAGCUGGGCAUACUUGCUAGGAACAGUGGUUUCUCUAGCAAACAAAAUUGCCCAGUAAGCUUUAAGUUGGACAAUGAGAAUGAACAUUUGAUUUGUGGUAUAAGAAAUGGGUACUCUGGCAAACAGCCCUUGACUUUUCCUACAGCUCUGAGCUGUAGUAAAUAGUGCUGGGCUUUUGUAAUCUUUGCAAGCUUUUUGACACUAGGAAAAUGUUUGUGGAUGGCAUUUGUGGGGGUUUAUGCGCAAUUUACUAUAUUUGCAUUUGAAAUAAAAAUGGCACUUUUCACAAAUAUUGUCCUUCAUUGAAAAAGUAAUAAAAAUAAUAUUAUUUACUAAUGUGAGAAUUGUCUAGAAUUAAAAGUAAAUUUAAAAUUUUAGACCACAAUAGCCAAACUGGAAACAUGAAUUCCCAACAAUGUUGAACAUUCUUCCAGAAUUAGAUUAUCCUACACACAUUACAGACCGCGCACAGCAUUUUUUGAUAUUUUUCAUAUAUUUAUAAUAUAUUUGAAAUUUUUAUAUUUUGAAAAUAUCAUUUUUAAAAGCGUAUCUAAAAAUAUUAAAUCAAGGCCAUAAUUACUAAAAUUAGCAAAAUUAAAUCUGGUUAUAUUCUUGCAUAUCUUUGAUUCUUUCCAAAAUGAAACAAGAGUAGGCAACAGUGUUAGGGGAAAAUUAUUUAUAUACAUUCCAGACAGAACUCCAUGCUGUUUAAGCUCCUAAACCUUUACAUAAAUGAAGUCAAGUGAAAUUCAGGCACUUUCACUUGCUGAUGCAAGAAAGGGAGUUAAGGGCUGCGCUUAAACAAAAGGAUAAAAAAAUGAGUAAAAAUGUAUAUAAAUAAAAUAAGCAAUAAUAAUAAUAAAAUCAAGUAAAGUUCAUCCAAAUAAAUAGGAGUAUAAAUUGAAACAGUCUCACUGAUGUGCAGUAAUAUAAUAGUAAUCCUCAAGUGUUGCUCCGUCCGUAUGGUAGGUAGUCCAUAUAUGUGAAGACAAAAGAUAAAAGAAAAAGCUGCCAAUGGUGAAAUAUUGUAUAUCCAGAUGUGGUAUAUAUUCAAAGGAAAGGUAUUUCACUCACAUUUGUUGGAGCUCUAACCAGCUCUAGGAGAAGAGGCACUUAGUGGUUUAAUCCCCACUAUCGGAUAUACUUUGAUGGUUGGUCCGUCCGUCCGGCUUGGAAUUCCUUUGAUGUAGGCUAGGACCUACUCAGAUGUGCGUUGUUCUUUAAUGCUGGGGAGAUAGUUCCGCCUCUCCGGUAUUGGAUAGUAGCUAUCCACGGGAUAUAUAUAAAACAGCAAAUAGUGCUGUCAGUAUGAACAACACAGUAAUAUCUUAAAAUAAGUUAUACUUACAAAAAUAGAGCAGACAGAUACUGCUCUAUUGCCACAGCGCUGGUGGAAUUAUCCCCACCUAAGGAUUUCUUUGGACGGGAUACACUUCGAGUUUGAAAAUAUAAUAACAAUAAAUAGUGGAAGAAUAAAAAAAUAAAAUAAAACUAUAAAAUAGUUUUGAAGUAAUAUAAAAAUAAUGAUAUAAUAUAAAAAUGCCAGGAGUAAAAAAAAGUGUAUAAAAUACAAUAAAAAUAAGUAUAGAGUUGGUCCUAUUAUAAAGGGUAACCAAAAAUAACUUUUAUUGAUUAAAAUACACUUAUUAAAACCAUUUACGCGUUUCACCUUUAGGGUUUUCUCAAAAUGGUAAAAGAACAGUACACCUGGCAAAGAGCUGAAUAUAUAAGUAUACAGAGGUUGAAUAUGGCACCAAAAUUUUAGUGCACCAAUCACAAACACGUUUAAACACAAAACUUUAAAUACAUUUCAAAUUAACAUUAAAACCAUAUAGGUACAUUGGUAUGAGCCUCAUUAGGCUUAAGGAAUUUACAUUUUGUAAAAACAAAGCUUUGGAACGAAUUUAAUUGUAAUUGGUCCCUAUCACGUGAUCGGGACGCGGCGCGCAUGCGCAGAUCGUCUAAUCGGCAGAUCCCUUCCUGGUAUAGGCAGAGCGCUCAGUGGCCGGCUUGGAGGCACAAUGCUUCAUGGGAAAUGAAGUCCUGCCGGUCACUGGGCGCUCCUACUGUGAAAUACAUAGCGGAAAUCUAAUUUUACAAUAUAAAAAAACAUAAUAAGGAUUAAAACCAUAUUAAAAGAUAUAAGCUGCCACAUAAAUUUAUACAUGAAGGUAUUAAAUGCAAGAGAUACCAUAAAAUAAUGUUAAAAAUGUUAAUAUUAAUAAAAACAUUAAUGUUAUUAUAUUGGUGAAGGUAUUAAAAAGCACUCAGCAAUGAAAAUAAAAAUGUAAAAUGACAAGUGGUGUAUGAAUUAUGAUUGCAUAAAAUUAAAUAAAGUUAAAUAAAAUAAAAAGUUGGUUAUAAAAAUUAGAUAUAAUUAAAUAGACCUAUCAUAAAAAAUUGUGCAGGUCAAAAUCUGCAUUAAGUCCAUUUGGUGUAAGGGUCUGUAACUUAUAGACCCAUUCCAUCUCAGUUUUACCUAAGAUGUUUUUUAUAUCUCCUCCUCUCCAGGGUAGGGAGCAUUUUUUUAUUCCCAUAUAUUUUAACAUUUUAGGAUCUUUGUUGUGACUUAAAAAAUGUUUUGACAAAGAGUGAUUUAAAUAAGCAUUUUUUAUAUUCCUACAAUGCUCACCUAAUCUGAUUUUUAGACAUCUAGUGGUCAUCCCAACAUAUUGGAAGCCACACCUAUCCCAAUAUAUAGACACUCUUUUACAACCUGCCGUUAAAAAAUGAAAUCUUACCUUCAAGACUCUAUGUCCCUUUUAAACUUUAUAAAUUAUUUUAAAUGGGAGCCCUUCAUGUAUAAAUUUAUGUGGCAGCUUAUAUCUUUUAAUAUGGUUUUAAUCCUUAUUAUGUUUUUUAUAUUGUAAAAUUAGAUUUCCGCUAUGUAUUUCACAGUAGGAGUGCCCAGUGACCGGCAGGACUUCAUUUCCCAUGAAGCAUUGUGCCUCCAAGCUGGCCACUGAGUGCUCCGCCUAUACCAGGAAGUGAUCUGCCGAUUAGACGAUCUGCGCAUGGGCGCCGCGUCCCGAUCACAUGAUCGGGACCAAUUACAAUUAAAUUCGUUCCAAAGCUUCGUUUUUACAAAAUGUAAAUUCCUUAAGCCUAAUCAGGCUCAUACCAAUGUACCUAUAUGGUUUUAAUGUUAAUUUGAAAUGUAUUUAAAGUUUUGUGUUUAAACGUGUUUGUGAUUGGUGCACUAAAAUUUUGGUGCCAUAUUCAACCUCUGUAUACUUAUAUAUUCAGCUCUUUGCCCUUAACUCCCUUUCUUGCAUCUUCUUGUUUUUAAAAAGGGUUUCGUGAGGGAUUCCCUUUUUAGGGUUGCUGCUCAAUUGAGUUAGCGCAGACUCUUCCCCUUUCCUAUUUGACUUUCACUUGCUGGCUGAAUUUUGAACUUUUAGUGUCAUCUAUGCACUGACUAGAUGUAUAUAUAUUUCACGCACCCUGAGCUUCAGAAUAAUAAUAAUGUACGUGUUUAGGGUCACAGGCAUUCAUAGUUCCCAAGUGUCUCAAUUUAGGAGGGACUGUCCCUAUUUAGGCCCAAAUCCCUCUGAGCUUUAUAUUGUUGGUGUGCCCGAUUGUAUAACACAGCUCCUAUGCAAUAAUACUCACAAUAAUGUGUCUUUAAACUACAAUAAAUGUGUUUAAAAUCAGUAUGUGUAAAUAAGAUACAUUGUUUUUCUUCUAAAGUACAUUUUAGUUCCAUACAUUGCUAUUAGAAAGUCACCCAAAAUUACUCAGAACAGCCCUGCCUCUGGCCAUCCUUGCCAAUGUUGGAGGGUAUGGUCAUGGGUUAUAGUUAAUUACCACAAUUACUGGUUCAUAAUUCUAUAUGAUUUACCAUAUAAAAGGCAUUCUUUUCUCCUUUGUAGGGCACAGGAAUAGUCUGCCUCAUCCUCAUUUGUUCAGUGAAUUUAAAUCUUUUUGAACAGAAUACUAAAUGUAAACCAGGGGAGAAAACACUGUCAUCGAUUACAUGUUAUAUAUAUGUUUUCAAAACGCAGAUCAUGUUUUCUCAUAUUGCAUAGUGGGUGUCACACAGCCAGGGACGAUGGAGACAAUGCAAUUCUCUCUCUUUGCAACUCCACUCAGUCCACUGCCAGCAUAUCACUAUGAGAACAUGGCCUAAAUUAAAGACAGCAACAGUAAAGAGCAGCAGCUGGCUGGGCAAGUGUCUUCCACCAGUCUCAGGCAGACCAAGACAUGCUCAUCCUGCCCGAAGAUUAAAGAAAACUUACUCUAUGGAACAACAAAUCCGAUUCAUGGAGGCCCCACCUCGCCACAUACAGGACAUAAACGAUUUGCUGCUAAUGUCUGGUGUCAGAUACCUGUUAGGACUCUGUUUAGUAGAUGAACUACAUGAUGCAGAAAAAGCCGUAAGCACAAUGGGGAACGCAGUACAAAGGGGUACCCUCCCGCUGCUCACCUCACAGGAAGGAAGAGAACAGCACAUGGAGAUGUCACCUCCCAGUCUCCUACAGCUUUCUGUGACAGGUAGGCUUCAGCCCAUUACAGUGAUUGUGUGUGUGUGUGUGUGUGUUUGUGUGUGUGUGACUGCUAGUGAGUGAGCUUGCGUGUGUCAUUGAGCUUAUCUGUAAGAGAGCUUGCGUGUGUCAGUGAGUUUGUAGUGAGCAUGUGUGUGUCAGCUAGUCUCUAGUGAGCUUAAGUGUGUGUCAUUGAGUGUGUCUGUAGUGAGCAAGUGUGUCAACAAGCUUGUCUGUAAGUGAGCUAGUCUGUAGUGAGCAAGUGUGUGUCAGUGAGCUAGUCUGUAGUGAGCAUGUGUGUGUGUCAGAGUGAGCUUGGCUGUAGUGAGAGUGUGUGUGUGUCAGUGAGCUUGUCUGUAGUCAGCAUGUGUGUGUGUCAGUGAGCUUGUCCUUAGUGAGCAUAUGUGUGUCAGUGAGCUUGUCUUUAGUGAGCAUGUGUAUGUUUCAGUGAGCUUGUCUGUAGUAAGCACGUAUGUAUGUUUUAGUGAGCUUUUCUGUAGUGAACUUGUGUGUGUCUGAGUUUGUAGUGAGCAUGCAUGUGUCAGCGAGCUUGUCUGUAGUGAACUUGCGUGUGUGUGUUAGUGAGUUUGUAGUGAACAUGUGUGUGCCAGCAAGUUUGUCUGUAGUGAGUAUGUGUCAGUGAGCUUGUGUGUGUGUAUAUGUGAGCUCAUAUGUAAGCGAGCUUGUGUGUGCCAGUUAGCUUUUCUCUAGUGUGCAUGUGUGUGUCAGUGAGCAUGUCUGUAGUGAUCAUGUGUGCCAGUGAGCUUGUCUGUAGUGAUCAUGUGUGUCAGUGAGCUUUUCUGUAGUGAACCUAUUUGUAUCAGUGAGCUUGUGUCAGUAAGAUUGUCUGUGACUGCAUGUAAGGAUGCUUACUGUAUAAUUAAUUUUUUUACUCUGACAGGACCAAUAUUUUGAAUUAGAAAAAGAAACAUACCAAUAAUGUGUGUGUGUGUGUGUGUAUAUAUAUGGCUCCGGCACAGAGUCUCCAUGGAGAAAGAGGGAGAUGCGGAGCAGGAGCACGAGGCAGGUAAACAGGGGAGCGGGGCCCUGACAGUACCACAGGACAUGUUCAGAAGUCUUGUGCUGUCCAUGCCUCAAUGCAUCAGAGCUGUUUUGGCAGCACAAGGAGGACCUAAAGUAUUUUAGGCAGGUGGUUUUAAUGUUGUGGCUGAUCAGUGUUUAUGUAUAUAUAUAUAUAUAUAUAUAUAUAAAAUGUGAUUCUUUGUUAAACUAAUUUGCAUAUGCCCACCCAGAAUCCUUUGCGGUUGUAACAUCACUGCUGAUUUGGGAUUUCUGUGGGAAAAGCAAGUCUUAUGGCUUGACUGGUGUGCAGAUUUUUGUUUAGCAUUGUAUUAACUAUCUAUAUAUAUAUAUAUAUAUAUAUAUAUAUAUAUAUAUCUUAUAUCUUAUAGCCAUUUAAUUUGGGAAUACAGUACAUUUAAAAACUGUGUCUAAUACCUCUUAAAUGCUUAGUUUUAAUACAUAUGAGUUAAAUGAGUUACCCAUACACUUCAUGAUUUCAAACACAUCCCAGAAUAUGAAUCACUAGUCCAGCACAGGAGUACGUGUAAAACUGCAGGCAGUCACGUCCUUCCCCUCCUCCACAUCACUUAGCUUUCAAUGAUCCCUCCUCCAGUCCUAUUCAUCUUCUGAGCAUCUAUAACACUUUGAUCUCUUAACCUUACUGGAUUUUCCCCCACUCCCUCAUUAGGUUCUCUAUUUAGUUUUCAUCUUUAUUUUCACUCUAUUUGGCUACACAAUACCUUUUUCCCCUUGUUUUAGGGCCAAGCUUACACAAAUAUUCUUUGUAUGUCCCACAGUCAGAUAAAGCUAAUUCAGGAUAUUCAGAUGGUAUUAGACUAUAAGGACAGGCUAGGGCCAUUCUGCUGUAAGUUUUCAUGCAGGUCAUAGUAGGCAGGUUUAGACAUAUCUGGUUUAUUAGAAUAUACAUAUACGGCGAGCUAAGCAGCCUUUCAUUUUAUUCAGAUUUUGACAAAUAUAUAUAUAUUUUAUUUAUUUGUUGUUAAUUAUUCUAUUUAUGCAACCAAAAGAUGCAGUGAAACAAGAUUUAAAACAUAUUAAAAAAAAAAUCAUAUUUAUCUGAACUGUUGAAUGCUUUCAAAGACGGUAAAUUUAAGUUUUUGGGGGAAUGGAGAACACUUGCCCACUCUAUUUCUCCAGACUAGAGUGAUUGCUAAUUUCUAACAGUAUAUUAAAGGAUUGUUAGGAAAAAAAACAUAUAUUCCUAAAACAAUAAUGUUGGACUAUCUUUUAGAGUUCAUGCCCCCACUCCCCCCUCCUCUGUGGAGAAAGAAAUUAUUUAAACUCACCUUUUUCCCAUGCCACAUUGCUCUUGCAGCAACUGGCCCUGCCACCAUAGAAAAGUAUUGGGAAUCUAUUGCUCAUACAUGGCAAAAUGCAGUGCCACUCAGUAUCUUGUAAGAGAGAGGUGGAUGAUCAGGGCUUAUACACCCUACCUGCAGAAAGAUAAGCAGGAGGAUGGUAGAAAACUUUUUUUUAAAUAUGUUAAUAUUAAGUGCACACACAACCCCACACCCAAUCACAUUCACAAAACCCCACACACAAUCACACUCACACAACCCCACCACACACAUCUCAAUAAGUCAGGGCCGUCUUUAAUAACGAAUGGACCCUGGGCAAGUGUUUGCUUGGGCCCCCUGUGCCCUGCCGCUCUCGCCCCUCACUCCCUGGUAUGCAAUCACGGCAUCCAUCCCAACACAGUGGCGGUACUAAAGUAGAAUGAAUUUUAUUGGGACCCCCAGGGCCGUCUUUAAUAACGAAUGGACCCUGGGCAAGUGUUUGCUUGGGCCCCCUGUGCCCUGCCGCUCUCGCCCCUCACUCCCUGGUAUGCAAUCACGGCAUCCAUCCCAACGCAGUGGCGGUACUAAAGUAGAAUGAAUUUUAUAGGGACCCCCAAUUGCAAGGUUGGACUAAAGGUGGAACCCCAUCUGUCGUGCAACUCCAACAAUGCUUUGACAGCUGGGACUCUACCAAUUUCCCAUGCUUGCAGGGCUGUAUUUAGCACUGAGCCAUGUUAGUAUGUUUGAAUGUAAGCAUGUGUUUGUAUGGAGUAUGUUUGUGUGAAUGUGUUUGUAUGUGGUACUGGAGUUUGAAUGCAAGUGUGUAUUUAUGUGUAGUGUUUGUUUUUGAAUGUAGGAGUGUGCUUGUAUGUAGUGUUGACGUUUCAAUGCAGGAGUGUGUUUUAUAUGUAGUGUUGAAGUUUGAAUGAAGGGGUGUAUUUGUAUUUAAAGUUGCGGCUCAGAUGCACAGGUACACACUCUGACGCACAAGCAGAUACACAGAUACAUACACUGACUACAUACAGAUAAACAGGUACAUACACUGACAGACACACUGACACAGGUACAUAUAUUGACACACACACAGACACAUACACUGGUAGACGUACUGACAGACAUACUGACACAGGCACAUAUACAGACAUACUGACACACAGACACAUAUACCCACAUACUGACACACACACACACAGACACAUACACUGAUCAACAUACUGACACACAUACACUGACAGAAAUACUGACACCCACACACUGACAGAUAUACUGACACCCACAUACACUGAGAAAUACUGACACACACACACAGGCACAUACACUGACACACACAGACUGAUAUACUGACACACACACACACAGACAUACUGGCACACAGAUAGAUAUACUGACACAUGCAUACACAUGCACUAACAGACAUACUGACGCACUGACAGACAUACUGACACAUACACAUACUGACACACACAGAUAUACAUACACAUAUAAACUGACACACAGACAGACAGACAUACUGACACACACACAGACAUGCUGACACACACACACAUACACUAACACACAUACACUAACACACAAACACACACACUAACACACAUAAACACACACAUACAUACACUAACACACACAUACACUAACACACACACACAAACACACACACUAACACACAAACACACACACUAACACACAUAAACACACACUAACACACACACUACACAUACAUACACUAACACACACAUACACUAACACACACAUACACUAACACACAAACACAUACACUAACACACACUAACACACACAUACAUACACUAACACACAUACACUAACACACACAAACACACACAAACACACACAAACACACACAUACAUACACUAACACACAUACACUAACACACAAACACUAACACACACAUACACACACACACAAACAAACACACACAUACACACACAAACACAUAGACUAACACACAAACACACACACUAACACACACACAAACAAACACACAAACACAUACACUAACACACAAACACACACACAUACACACAAACACACAUUUUUUUUUUUUUAAUGUAAUCCCCCCAGCCUCGUUACCUUUUGGAGUGCUGGGGGGAUUCCCUGGGGUCCAGUGGUGCUGCUGCUGGGCUCCUGGGCGGGUGGCCGGUCGGGCAGGAAGGCGGGCGCGCGAGGGAGCACUCACUGCUUCCUCUUCAGCUCCCUCGCGCGCCGCGUAGGGAUGCUGGCGCCGGAAGAUGACGUCAUCUUCCGGCUCCGGCAUCAGUGCGGUGCGCGAGGGAGCUGAAGAGGAAGCAGUGAGUGCUCCCUCGCGCGCCCGCCUUCCUGCCCGACCGGCCACCCGCCCGCCGGGGUCAGCGGGGCCCACGGGGCAGGUGCCUCGGGCCCCCCAAGAGAAACUGGGCCCGGGGCAGCUGCCCCGUUUGCCCCGCGUUAAAGACGGCCCUGCAAUAAGUAUGUGUAUGGGGAGUGAGAAGUGGUGAAGAGGUGGGCUCUUCUUUGAUUCUUUCCCCUGGAGCCCAGUGGAUCCUAGUCCUCCCCCCUCCACAAGCUUCUAGUGACCUUGGAUUUUCUGUAUGUACACGUAUUUCCAACUCCAUCUUACAGGAUGUCUCAUAGGCAUCACCAAUUCUAUAGAAUGCCCUACCUCCUCCUGUUGGAUUUUCUUCUAUUCUUUGAUCCUUGACAAAAUCCCUAAAAGCACCAGUCUGCCCCUGUCUACUCAACACCAACCUAUCUCAUCUCACACAAUUUUACAUCCACACUUUUUUACCAUAUACUCAACUUUCUUUCCACUCUACAACAAUCUCACACACCUCUUAAAAUGUCUACAUGUUUUAUAGCUGGCCCUAUAUCUCUCUAUUUCCUUCUGAACAUUUUGAUCUUUACCUCUUGCGCAGUUUUACCCCACUUCCUCAGUUUGUCAGCUCCAAGUGUUAUUAUUUAUGUUCGCCUUAAGCAACAUAUCAGAGUAGAUGGCAGGAACCGCACUCAUUCCCAGCAGCCACAGGUGCUCCGGAACAGGACCAGCAAUCCCAGCACAAUUAGGCAAACAAAAAAAAACCCACACAGGCACUCCAAGUGUAAAGCCUCAGGCAGGUUUAUUGUGACAAAAUGCACUGCAACGUUUCGACCUAACUGGAGGUCUUUGUCAGGCUGAAGCAACAUGUCAUCAUUUAUCUGUUUAACUUCACUAGUAGCUUAGGAUCAAUAUAUCUGAUAUAAAACUUGGAUCUGGAUUAUCACUGUCUUCUCAGGACAGGAUCUGCUUUGGUUAUAGCCAUAGGCAUGCGCACGGCUGGGCACACCCUAAUCAAGCCUCAAAAUUGAGGCUCCGGCACCUCCGUGCUGCACUGCCGUUUACGGUCUUUAACACAAUUUUUCCAUCCCAUCCGAUCCUUCACUGUGCGAGCGGUAUCGCUGCAUAGUGUAGGAUGAACCUCCUCCAGACCUCCCCUAUAGCGUACGCGACGCGGUCCGUGACGACACGCGGAGGCAUGACAAUGCUAGGGCAAGGUGAGACCUGGCCAGGUCACAGCACAGCGGCAUCUUCUCCAAGAACGGCAGGUACAGUUUAUUUCCCCUCCCUUCCCGAAUCCUGCAGCGUGGCUUAUUUUGGCAUUUACAGAAAUCUUACUCACUCACUAAUAUUUACAAAUUAAGCAGGAAAAAUAUGAGCUACGAGGUUAGCUUGGUCCCUCUAGGACUUUUUAUCCAUAGUAAGGGUAAGAAGCUCUUGAGAGAAUUCUUGAAAAUGAACUUUAUUGUAUAUCGUUGUGUCAUGCUUAUAAUUCAUUCAGGAAAUGUUUUUUUAUCUACUCUGAAUGGGACAGAGAUUAAUUGACAGCAAAUAUGUGUCUCCCGUCUUUACCAGGUAUGCUUAUUUUCGGUAUCUCCAUACAUCAUUCAUGCAGGUCUACAAGUUAGAAGAUACUGGGCCCAUUCCCAAACUUACUUUGCCUUCAACACAUGCACAUUUACCUAGGUCUUUUAGUAUCAAUGAACAUGCAAUGGCAGGGUUAGGUCUAUAUGAGGUUAUUAUGGUUUCCUUAGUGGAAUUCAUUAACACUGAACUCAAAUCAAGUGUUAUUUUGUAUCUGAAUUCCAAAUUAUUGACUCUCGGUACAUACUAUAUACAUGUCUAGGUGUUGCUGUGCGUCAUUCAAUGGAAACAAUGGGCAGGAAUUCCCUCUGCACAAACUGACUGCUCUCUGACAUAAAAGAGGCUCAAUUUAGGCUUUGUUCUAAUCCCAUAAAUCCCUGUAUACCAAGAGAAAUAUAGGUUUUCCCCAGCCACAGUUCCACUCAUCACGUAGGAUUAUUGGGACUUCUCAAUCAACUAAUACGCUGGCUCAGUCCGUUUGUAUACAGCCUGGCUCACAGUAAGGCUCUAUUAUUAUUCUAUUAUAGGUUAUAUUAUUCUAUAAUAGAUUCUAUUAUCCUGCAGCAUGGCUUAUUAUGGCAUUUACAGUUUCAAAUGUUUAUUGUAAUGAGAAAUAAAUGAAAGACUUUCAAAAGCCUAUCAAUCAUCCGGUCAUUACAUUGAAAUAAUGUUAGAAAUACAUAGAAAGCUCAAUAUCAUUGUCAAAAAGUUGUUGUUUUUUUAAAGUGUAAAUUAAUAAAAAUAAUGCCUUGGUACGAAAUAGUAGCCUAAUGUAUUUUAUGAAUGUAUUUAUUUGGGGGGAAGGGACAUAAUUGUGAACUGGCAGCAUCCAACAUUAGAUGAGGGGAUUAUUGCUACAAAGAUUUUGAUUGCUGACUGAGAUAUUAAGGAAAGGAUUUAAUUCCUCCUAAAUAUUGCAAUGAAUAGAUUAUUAGCAUAUCUUUAAAGGAACACUAUAAAGGAACACUAUAGAGUCAGGAACACAAACAGGUAUUCCUGACACUAUAGGGUUAAACUAACUAUUUAGGUUACCAGCCCUCUCUGAUUGCACAUGUGUAUGUGUGUAUAUAUAAUAUACAUAUACACAUGCGGCGUGUGUGUUUGCGCUUUAGGGUGCACACCCUAAUGCAAUAGGCUGCGCACGCCUAUGGGUAUAGCUAGAGUUGAGCGGACACCUGGAUGUUCGGGUUCACCGAGUUUGGCCGAACUUCAUCAAAACGUUCGAGUUAUGGUUCGAACUUGACCUGAACUUGACCCCGAUCCCGAACCCCAUUGAAGUCAAUGGGGACCCAAACUUUUGGGCACUAAAAUGCCUCUAAAAAAGUCCUGGAAAGGGCUGCAAAAGGAAGUAAAAUGGGGGUAAGAGUAGGACAAGUGCCCUGCAAACAAAUGUGGAUAGGGAAAUCACUUAAAAUAACAUAAAAUAAGCAGCCGCUUAGUAGAUAACUCCCUAAUUCCCACGGUAUUAGGGAGUUAUCUACCAAAAGGCUGAAAGACCUAAAUUGGUCUUUAUAAAUAAAAAAAAAUAAAAACCUAUUGGCCCCCACACCUGAACGGCGGAUGGGGGCCCUAAUGUAAAAUAAGGGGGAGGGGACCUAUUGUCCUACCCCCCAGCCCCCACCCCUGAGCACGGGUGGGGGCCCUAAAUAACAAUGAGGGGGGGACCUACUGGUCCUCCCCCCCUGGCCCCCACCCCUGCGCGGUGGGUGGAGGCCCUAAAUAAGAUUUUGGGGGGGACCUACUGUCCUCCCCUCCGGUCCCCACCCUUGCACGGUGGGUGGGGGCCCUAAAUAAAAAUGUAACCCCUCCCCAUCUCCCCCCCAAAAAUAACCCCUACCUACCCCCCUCAUCCUAAAAAUAAUGAGGGGGGACCAUAAGCUAGAUACCUGUAAAAAAAUAAAAAAAAUAAACUUACCAUUUGAUGCCUUCUUUCUUCUAAAAUCUUAUUUUUUCAGCCCCCAAAAAGGCCAAAUUAAAAUCCAUAAUAACAGAUGCACUUUAACUACUUAAGGACCAAACUUCUGUAAUAAAAGGGACUCAUUACAUGUCACACAUGUCAUGUGUCCUUAAGGGGUUAAAAAAAUAAAAUAAAAAAACGAGCGCAAAAAAAAAAAAUCCAUCUUCACCUGGAGGACUCCGCGCAGACUGAGAUCUGCAGGGCGGGGGAAGGCUUAUAAAGCCAUGCCCCGCCCUGCAAUUAGGCUUAGAGUACUCUGAUUGGUGGGGUUAAGCCAUCCAAUCAGAGUGCUCUCAAAGGUAAAUGAGACUGACAGGUAAGUCUCUACAUUUACCUGUCAUAGCACUCUGAUUGGUUAGCUUGAAAUCCACCAAUCAGAGUGCUCUGUGUCAUUUUACACAGCGUGGGAAAAUUCUUUGGAAUUUUCCCACGCUGUGUAAUUUGACUCAUAAAAACACUUUGAUUGGUGGAUUGAAAGUAACCAAUCAGAGAGUUAUGAGUCAAAUUAUACAGCGUGGGAAAAUUCCAAAGAACUUUCCCACACAGUGUAAAAUGACAGAGAGCACUCUGAUUCGCUGGAUUUCAAGCUAACCAACCAAAGUGCUCUGUGUCAUUUUACACAGCGUGGGAAAAUUCCAAAGAACUUUUCCACGGUGUGCAAAAUGACUCAUAACACUCUGAUUGGAUGGCUUGAAAUCCAUCCAAUCAGAGUGCUCUGUGUCAUUUUACACAGCGUGGGAAAGUUCUUUUGAAUUUUCCCAUGCUGUGUGAAAUGACACAGAGCACUCUGAUUGGUUAGCUUGAAAUCCAGCCAAUCAGAGUGCUCUGUGUUUGUUUGCAUAGCGUGGGAAAGUUCUUUGGAAUUUUCCCACGUUGUGUAAAAUGACACAGAGCACUCUGAUUGGUUAGCUUGAAAUCCAGCCAAUCAGAGUGCUUUGUGUCAUUUUGCACAGCGUGGGAAAGUUCUUUGGAAUUUUCCCACGUUGUGUAAAAUGACACAGAGCACUCUGAUUGGUUAGCUUGAAAUCCAACCAAUCAGAGUGCUUUGUGUCAUUUUGCACAGCGUGGGAAAGUAGGUCCCCCCCUUAUUCUUAUUUAGGGCCCCCACCCGCCGUGCAGGGGUGGGGGCCGGGGGGGGAGGACAGUAGGUCCCCCCUCAUUGUUAUUUAGGGCCCUCACCCGCCGCGCAGGGGUGGGGGCCGGAGAGAGGACAGUAGGUCCCCCCUCAUUGUUAUUUAGGGCCCCCACCCGCCGCGCAGGGGUGGGGGCCAGGGGAAAGGAGGACAGUAGGUUCCCCCCUCAUUCUUAUUUAGGGCCCCCACCCGCAGCUGAGGGGUGGGGGCCAGGGGUGAGGACAGUAGGUCCCCCCCUCAAUCUUAUUUAGGGCCCCCACCCACCGCUCAGGGGUGGGGGCCGGGGGGAGGACAAUAGGUUCCCCCCCCCCUCAAUCUUAUUUAGGGCCCCCACCCACCAUUCAGGGGUGGGGACCAAUGUUUUUUUUUUGUUUUUUUUUACCACUGGCUGCUCACUGUUUACUAGACAUGCCCCUACUCGCGGUAUAGCGAGUAGGGGCUGAAUUUACUAAUACUAAGUAAUCUUUACUUAGUAUUAGUAAAUGUAGCUGAAAGACCAAUUUAGGUCUUUCAGCCUUUUGGUAGAUAGCUCACAUGCUGCACUGGCCAAUGGCAUGGCUGUGAUGGCUUCUAAGGGCACACAAGUCAAACGCUUGUUGAUUGGCUGCCCUGCAGCCUUUCAAAACGCACCAUUAAAUUGCCGAACACCGAACUCCAACCCAAACAUACAGUGAAAUGUCCAUGUUCGGGGUCCAAAAAAUUUAAUGUUCGGUACGAACCCAAACUUUACAGUUCGGGUUCGCUCAACUCUAGUUAUAGCAUCCAGAUUAAAAGAGUAUUGAAACCAUAUAUACCUAAUGGGCUUGCUUCAUCCUAAUCCCUGGUUAUAACUGGCACUUGGCUGCUGGGCUCUUUCAGCUAGCAUCUAGUCUAACACAUAGUAGAACUAAGCGAAAGGAGUUGGUCUAACAAUGGAUACAGUAGAAAUAUAGCAGGGGACAGUGUAGAAUUAUAGCAGCUGCAAGUUGCCAGUGGAGCCGCAGGCUAAACCCUGAGAGUGCUACAUGUAUAUUUAGUAAAGUGGGAUGAGCUAUCUGUUUAGUCAUCCCCCAGCCAUAGCUUGAAGCUUUUGUUUGCUGUGUUGCCUAGAUCCAUACAAGAUUUGCUUAUUCUGCUUUGGCUGAAUACGUGAUUAACCUCAUUACCAAUGAGUCAUUCAGCUGGAAAAGAAUGCAUGAGCAGUUCUGAAACAGACAGCACAGUGCUUUUAUGUUUAUAUUUACCAAUCAAAAUAGCGCACAGGAUUUUAAGUAUAGGGGGUAGUUAAAUGGUAGUCUGAAUUUAGACGAAAUAAAAUUCAGACACGUUCUAUUUAUUUAUUUAAUCUUAAUUGAGAAAACCUCAAAUGGUCACUUUCUGAGAGUACUUGCCAGUGCUGGGUACCUGCAUCACUGCUGACACCAUACGGUAACAGAAAGUAUAAGAAGGUACUCUGCUCUAGAAUAAAGCACCACUUAUACGUGAGACACUGUUUGCCAGCACACACUGUCUGUCUUUGUUCUCACAUACAAGAUUGGAUUCAUCCAGUUUGUCUUGACUGUCUGUUAAUCUGUCUUGGCUUAAACUCAAUAUGUCUCAGCACACGCUCACAGCACACAACGUCGGGACAUGGAAAACUGUUAAAACAUAAGAAAUAUUCAAUAAGAGACAAAAAAUAGAACUUCAUGUUACAGUUUAUCUUCAUGACAUGUUCUUUUUUUCUGAUACACCUUUAACUUGAUAAGAGUUAAGAUGGUGACAGUGGUACUGUCAAAUUUGGUAAAAAAAAAAUGAUUUCUUUUUUUCGAAUAAGUUUUUUAGUCAUCAGAUAUGCACAUAUUGAAAGCGAUAUGCUUGGACACGCAGGUCUGCUUCAGCAGUUACAUUUACAUUUCUAAGGUUUUUCGGUGUUACGUAAAGCCUAUCGUCUUCCUUCUACGUGUCAGGUGUGAGGUUGUACUGGUAAGUGGUAAGUUUGGGUAUUUACAUUAAAGGACUAAGGGGGACAGGGACACUGCACUCAGACCACUUCAAUGAACUGUUCUUUAUCUUCAUCACAUGUCCUUUUUUUGGUGCCUAUAGUGUCCAUUUCAAAGUAAUUGGACAAGAGUUCAAAUAUUUAGAUAGACAAAGAAAAAGAAAGAAAAGAGAAAAUUGAGCCAAAUUGUUAACCGGUACCUCCUAAUGGGGGGUAACCCCUAGAGUUAAAGUAUACUGAAAAAAGAGAAAAAGCUGGAGGUAGCAGUAAUGAGAUAUAUAAAUAAAGUGGAAUAUCCUAGGAAAGUGGUUUAUAAUUCAUUAAAACAUCAAGUGGAAUAUCCUAGGAAAGUAGUUUAUAAUUCAUUAAAACAUCACUUUUAAUAGUUUUUCCAUUAAAAAGUCCCAAACCAAGGACUGAACCUCACUGCAAACUAAUAAAACAAAAAUUAAAUAAAUAAUCAGUCAUAAUAUCGGACUGAAUUUAUUAUGUCACUGGAUAAGACCAGAAUUAUCCAACAGAGUCUUAGUUAGACAAAUACUGUUGGAUAUCUUAAACUGGACUCUGAGUCUUUGUAAAGGCUCAAUAAAAUAGAGCAAAAUAAGUGUAUUGUGAUAGCCACAAGAGUAAUAUUUACUCUAUAUAUUGCUCUAUAGGGCAAUUACCAACUAUACCCAUCACCAGAAGUAAGUGAAGUGUUAACACAUUGGUAACAGUUGCAAAAUGUAAUAUUAUAUCUCUGAAGUUGUGUCGAUUAGGUUUGGUUGCAAACAUUUAGCAUGUAAAGUGUGAUAUCUAGAAUCUGUUACUAUGUUGUAUAGCCACAAUACGCUUUGCCUUAAGGGGAUUUGGAUAGUUCUUUGUGAUAACCGUUUUAUUCUAUGCUGGUUCUCACUGUUGCAAUAUCAGUAGUGUGGUGGUACUACAGAGGUUAAAUAAUUUAUGGAUUAUUAGGAUAACCGCUAGUCCGUUAAUAUAAGAUCAAUUAACAUUCCGGGCAGCUGACGUUUUACACUGAAAGAAGUAUUGACGAGAUACUUCUAUAUUUUAGUCGCUAGAGAUACAACGUGGUGAUAUGUCCGUGGUAAUAUAGGUUUGCCCAGUUGCCGUGACGCGCGUUUCGCUUAUCAGCUCAUAAGAUGACCAGAUGAGCAACCAUUCAUUUUUUAUCUUUAGUGGUGCAGGAAAAUAGGGGGAGCAAGUGGCUUUUAGGAAUCAGGACCAAGCAAGUGGGGUUUUGCUAUUAGUAUAGCAUUGUUAAAAUGUCAAGUUAGAAAUGUCUUAGCAAUGUUGUAACAGCACUGCAUUCAUUAGAGUGUAGUGUCAUUAAAUCCAGGUCAUUAUGGUGUUCAACUCCCAAAUCUAACAUGUGCACCGGAUAUGCUGUGGGAUUUAAUUACUAUUAUCCUCAGCCAUGCUGAGAAUGAUAGAUGUUAUAGUGCACAUCAUUUUGAGUGCAGAUAUAAUCCUUACAUUUAUAUGGGUGGGAGAGCGAAGAUGCUUUAUACUGUAACUCUCAGACAAUUUUCACCUGGUGGAGAUGGUAGAGUGAAAGAAUUCAUGAGUGAAGAUGAAUCUUUCAAAUGGAUUUGGAUUAAUAUAUAACCCUAAAAUGGACACUGUGUUGUUAUAGUAUACUGAUCCCUAAAGCUGUGUAGCUCCUAACCCAAGGGUGUGACAAUGUAGAACUGGACUGGUAAAUAGACCCCUCUAACUAUUCUAUUUAAAAUGGCACCAUAAUAAUGUUAUACAUUCAAACUGACACCGUAAUGAUUUUCCACAACUUGUAAUUAUGACAAUUUUUUUUUAUUUUUGCCUUCAUAUACUUUCAUUGAGGUAUAACGAUAUGUAACGAAAUAAGUUUUACAGUUAUCCAAUACACCCAUACAAAAAAUAAACAGGUAUCAUGUACUAUGGAAUACAAGCAAAUGAAGCAAAAACAUCAUGUUACAAAGUGAAAAUUAUCAUUGAAUAAAAAAAGGUCCAGAGGAGAAUGUGGUAAAUGUAGCUGGGUUAUAAAUUGUAUGUUUAACAUCUGGCAGCGUAUUUUACAAAGCUUAUAGUUUGGGGGGUGUGGGGGACAGUACUGUUUUAAAUCCCAGUAGAUCUGUGAAUGUUGGCUAAACCAUGUGCAUUAAAUCAUAUGGUAAAAAUAUAAAUGACCGUUCAGCGCCUUAAAGGGUUACCCCAAGUACCAUGACCACUUCAAUUAUUUGAAGUUGUGAUGGUGCCUGCAAUCUGUAUGAGAAGCAUUUCACUAUGAAACGCUGCACAUACUGAAUUAACUGUAAGCUUCACCUCCAACAGUGUCAUGUUCAUGUUCGACAUCUGAAAUUGUUAUCUUCCAGAUGUUGUUUUGCCAAAACAUGGGAAAAGGGAUUUGGAAAAAUUUAAAUGUAACUUUUUUAAUAAAUAGCAUGAGCCAAAAUAAACAUCAAAAUGACUUUAACAUAGUGUUCUUCUUGUUUCUUAAAGAGAGCCACCUGAAAAAGAGAAGCAUCGUCAGGAAAGACAACUGACAAAUACGCCUUCAAACCAAUCCCCAAAUGAAGUGCAAGUAGAUCAUCUGACCCUGCAGAGGGAAAAAAGACGCGCUCCCCAGCUACGCCCUGUACGGCUCAUGCGUGUUGGCUGUGCUCUGGGAACUUGCCAGGUGCACAACCUAAAUUACAGAUUAUGGCAGCUGGUUGGCCAACAGGGAAAAGAACAGUCACCAAUACAUCUGAACAGCCCCCACAGCUAUGGAUAA
Messenger RNA from Pelobates cultripes (western spadefoot toad), 29207 nucleotides. The record is from the annotation of a GenBank genome assembly. Lineage: Eukaryota; Metazoa; Chordata; Amphibia; Anura; Pelobatidae.